Messenger RNA from Cimex lectularius (bed bug), 1872 nucleotides. Its product is annotated as asparagine synthetase domain-containing protein 1. The coding region runs from base 125 to 1813 and encodes 562 amino acids. The record is from RefSeq and is a predicted model, not a curated record. Lineage: Eukaryota; Metazoa; Arthropoda; Insecta; Hemiptera; Cimicidae. The transcript is spliced from 8 exons. Gene Ontology annotation, molecular function: asparagine synthase (glutamine-hydrolyzing) activity.
GGGGCAGAAACAUCGAUGAUAGAAUCAUGUUUUCAUAAACAUCGAGAGAUACCCAUCCCUAGUGUAAACUGAAAACCUUUACAGACGUUACCUCCCAUUCCACACACUUCACAAAUGUUCAAAAAUGUGUGGAAUGUUUUUCUGCCUUAUCUCGUCUGACAGUAAUCAUUGUAUUGACCAGUAUUCCUGUAUUGAAACUCUUAUAAAAAAUAGAGGCCCCGAUGCGUACAAUAAAUGCAUUGUGCACCUUACUGAGCGAUGGAAGGUCUUAAUAUUCAGUAGCACUUUAUGGACCCAGGGAUUAAAACCCACACCACAACCUGUGAAGAGUGAGAACGGAAGUUUAUUUCUUUGGAAUGGAGAUAUCUUCUUUGGACCUGAUUACACUGACGGUUUAUCCGAUACAGAAUAUCUAUUUGGUCAAAUUGAAAAUAAUGGGAUUGAAUGUCUUCUAAAGAUCUGUGGCCCAUAUUCAUUUAUUUAUUUUGAUUCUAAAGAGAAAAUAAUAUGGUUCGGAAGAGAUGUAAUAGGACGACACAGCCUUCUUUGGAAUUUAUCACCGCACGACCAAUUAAUUUUAACAUCAGUCUCGGUCAAAAGUUUACAGCUGGCUGAAGUCCCUAGUAUAGGACUGUACAAGAUCGAUCUCCAACAGCCACAGCUGACGAUUCAGCUCCAUCCUUGGUCGCAUUUUCCUUCCACGCUUUACCCAGACUUACCAAAUUCCGUGGAAUUAUUGAACUGUUUCAGUCAUGAGGUUUUGGGUGAUUACAAAACAUUCAAAUGGAUUGAAGGACCUUCGACUGACAAUUCUUUGGAAUAUUUUUCAGUUUUCAGUGAACAAUCACCAGAAGUUAUUUACACCACGUUACUCAGAGAUAUUCAAUUGUCUGGAAUGGUAAAAAAUGUUAAAACAUUGUUAUUCAAAUCGAUUGAGAAAAGAAUCUUGACACAACCCAAACACUGUUUAGGAUGUACUGAUUUAUCAGAAGAAUGCAGUCACAGUCGAACUGCAAUUUGUUUUUCUGGCGGUCUCGAUUCAACUGUGAUAGCAUUAAUUGCAAGUAAAUUUGUCCCACCCAAUGAAACAAUCGAUCUGUUCAAUGUCGCAUUUGAAAAGCUGUCAAGCGGUAAUAUUUGUUACGAUGUGCCUGACAGAAUUACCGGGAGAGAAAGCUUUGCAGAGUUAAAGUUGCUUGAACCUGCAAGAAAAUGGAAUUUUGUCGAAAUUAACAUAACACUAAAAGAGUUACAAGAACUCAGAGAAAAACACAUUCGAGAUCUAAUACAUCCACUUAACAGUAUAUUGGAUGAUAGUCUUGGUUGUGCUCUAUGGUUUGCCGUAAGAGGAAAAGGGAUUGCAAAUGGUAAACCGUUUUAUUCUAAUUCCAGAGUUGUUCUUCUUGGGAUGGGAGCAGAUGAACUUUUUGGAGGAUAUUCCAGGCAUCGGAAGGAAUUUGCAAGAGGUGGCUGGCGUGCAUUAGGUGAACAAUUACUCAUCGAAGUUCGUAAUAUAGGAAAAAGAAACCUUGGAAGAGAUAACAGGGUAGCUGCUGACCAUGGAAGACAGCCGAGAACGCCAUUUUUAGACGAGCGAGUUUACACUUAUGUCGAUAAUUUACCACCCUGGUUUAGGACUUACCUCGAGCCCAAUGUUAAACCUGGUAUUGGGGACAAAUUUCUUUUACGCCUUGUUGCUUGGGAUUUAGGACUGAGGCAUUCAGCAUUUUUACCCAAGAGAGCUUUUCAGUUUGGAUCAAGAAUCGCAAACCCAAAGGAAAAGGGUCAUUUAAUAUCUGAAAGACUCAAUUGAUAAUUGUAAAUAAUGAUGCUGCUGUUAAUAUUUUUAAAUAAUAAACAUAAUCAAUUUUU